Messenger RNA from Closterium sp. Naga37s-1, 549 nucleotides. Lineage: Eukaryota; Viridiplantae; Streptophyta; Zygnematophyceae; Desmidiales; Closteriaceae. The record is from the annotation of a GenBank genome assembly.
AUGUGUAGUAACUCCCACUCCGCCUCCCUCACUCUCUCCCUCACUCCCUCUCCCUCCCACUCCCCACCUCCCUCCCUCACUCUCCCCCCCUCACACUCUCCUUCAUCUCUCCCCCUGCUCCCCACACACUCCCCCCUACCCCUCUCCCCCCCAAUCCUGCCAAUGACUGUGCUCCGACCUUUGUCAAUGUUCUGUCUUACCCUCAAGUUCUUUACAAAGCUUCCACCUUUUACCCUUAUCCGCCUACCUGGGCCUAAGGGGAGCGGCGCAGAGGGGAGAGUGGAGGGCGCGGGGGAGGAGGGCGGGGGCGGAGAUGCGGAGAGCAGGGGGAGGAUAACGGGCGCGGGAGCGGGGGCGGAUGGGGAAGCGGAGGGGGGAGAGGAGGAGAGGGGAGCAGUGGCGGGGGGAGAAGCGGAGGAAGCAAGCAGGUGGUCGGAAGAGGGGGAUGAGGCAAUGUGGGGAAGAGUGGUUGGGGGGAGGGACGAAGGGGAAGAAAGGAAGGAGGCGGAAGAGGAGGAGGCGGAAGAGGAGGAAGCGGGGAGGUCAUGA